This is a messenger RNA of Dichomitus squalens LYAD-421 SS1, 1146 nucleotides long. RefSeq lists its product as uncharacterized. Lineage: Eukaryota; Fungi; Basidiomycota; Agaricomycetes; Polyporales; Polyporaceae. The transcript is spliced from 4 exons. The record is from RefSeq and is a predicted model, not a curated record. The coding region runs from base 1 to 1146 and encodes 381 amino acids.
AUGUUCAACUACGUAUUCUUCUUGCGACCCCCGCCCACCCAGGUAUCUCCAGCCGGCCCUGUGACCUUCACGCCACAGCUUGCAAACGAUCUCCGAACAGAAGAGUUCACCGGAGAGGAGGACAUAUACUACUCGUGGUCGCUCGUAAACUCAUACUUUUUCGAACCGUAUCCGAGCAUCACAUCGCCCCAAAAGUUGACCGUAUGGCGGUCAAGCAACUUCAAAGAGUUCUCCGUCCCACUGCCUCCUCGCGCACGAGAUGGGCAGUCGUAUAGACUAGUCCUGACCACAAGGCAGCACGCGCGGUCGCAUAUCAUCAAUCUUGCAGCGCGCGACGUGGGGGAGAAGCCGUUUCCGGUCAUAUCUAUGCCCAUCGUCUUAAGCUCGCGCGCCCGCGCGGGACCACAUACGGAGAAGCAGCAGUCCAUUGAGCGUGUAUACCGCGUCCCUUUGCAACCUGAGAAGGACGGCUUCCUCACGAUCCGUGAGCAGACGUCAUUUGACCUGGACAAGAAAGUGUGGGAUAGCGGUAUAGGACUGAGCUCUUGGCUAGUCGAGAUGGCCCACCAGAUUGCUUCUACAAACGGGGAGCAUCUCCUCGUCGCUCGCGCACGGGACGCACUUUUUUCUUCUGCGAGAUGCAGAGUCGUGGAACUUGGUGCAGGGACAGGCAUCGUCUCUCUGACGCUUAGCGCAUUGCGAUCGGCCCAGUCCACCGACGGCGAUGGAUGCAUACUCAUGACAGAUCUCGACUCAGCUCUUCCCCUGCUUGCGCACAACGUCUCCACCAAUGGCACGCUCUUCAAAGGUGCCUUCCGACCACAAUCGCUAGCGCUGGACUGGGACGAGGAAGCACUCCCGAGCGAAGUCCUCGCCAUCGAGGGCGGGUUCGACAUCAUUGUCAUGGCCGACGUCACGUACAACACCGCGUCCUUCCCCGCGCUCGUGCGCACGCUCUCUUCCCUGCUCCGUUUGAGCCCACCAGACCAUCCGCCGAUCUUCCUGCUUGGAUAUAAGGAACGUGAUCCAGAGGAGAGGACGUUGUGGGACAUGACCAAAACUAUCGGUGUCUCGUUCGAGAAGGUCGGAGAAAGGAUUGGCGCUGGGCGAGAGCCGGUAGAAGUUUGGAUUGGGACAUACGAAUAG